Oldenlandia corymbosa var. corymbosa is the source of this 834-nucleotide messenger RNA. NCBI's taxonomy places the organism in Eukaryota, Viridiplantae, Streptophyta, Magnoliopsida, Gentianales, Rubiaceae. The record is from the annotation of a GenBank genome assembly.
AUGGAAAACCUCCGAUUGAGGAAUCCUGUAUCCAACCACUCGCUUCCCCUGCCCGACGGCCGGGGAUACAAGCUCAUGAGGAUGUUUCAUCUUCCAACCACUGGCAAUUACAAGAUUGUUUGUGGUAAAAGGGAAGGCGGUUUCCGGUUUCUUACCGUUGGAAUUGAUCUCCAUUGGAGAGCCAUUGAAGCUGAUGGAGGUGUUAUCUUUCACACAUCUAAUAAGAAGGAAGCAUUAUUAUCAUUCUCAGCUGUAGAUAUAGAUGAUGUUUACUUCCUCAUUAGGCCUGAAAAUUGUUUUGCUGAAGUAGCUUGCCUGGAAGUGGAAACCGUAACUUUAGUAUAUACCCGAUUUCCCAAGACAUUUUCGCAGGCGGUUAAGCCCUUUUCCUGGAAUAAGAAGUUGGCUCUAGCCGAUCUGGAGAAGGGAAGAGAGGUUCAUUUGUGGAUACUGGAAGACUACAAGAAAUCAGGGAAAUGGUCGGAAAUGAAGAUACUACUUCCUUGUACAUUGUUCCGCGAUUUUCCACCGGAACUCGAAAACCUUAAGCCAUGGUCAUCGACCUCAAAAGAAGAUCACAUCUUGUUGUUUCGCCGAGCAGAUCACUGUGUCCUUGAAUAUAAAAUUAAAACUAGACAAGAAGUAACCAGGGUCGUACCCCCGGCCGGGAAAUGGCUUUUGUGCGGUUAUUUCCCCACCCUGUCGAAUCUAAAUGGAGCUCUAAUCCCUCCUGCAGAAGAAGAGAAACGGCUGAGGAUUAAGGAUGGAGCAAGAAAUCAUGUCUUCAGUUGCUUCACUGAAUUGUUUUCCCUUUGUAGUCGUAUUCCUCAUUAG